UCUCAUCCAGGAUAUGGGACAAAGGCUGAAUGUCUCGCAACUGACAAUAAAUACUGCAAUUGUUUACAUGCACAGGUUUUAUAUGUACCACUCCUUCACCAAGUUCCACAGAAACGUAAGUGUCGCAUUUGUACUGAAGCCCAGCUCCUGAGACUGACCCUGCGUUCACACUAGCAAGCGACCAUUCGUUUUCUUUGUACUUGCGAGUUUCUCACUUCUGUGCGAAUUAGAUGUGUUGGCUGUAAAUCAUUGAAUCCAAGUGAUUUGCUCGAAUGAUUUUUCAUUCACUGUUUGAUUGUUAAAAACAAAAAAAGUACAACCAUGGUUUCAUUUUAUCCUGUCGUAUACAAACUCGUUAAGCAUGUAUAUAGAAUUUACUAAGAAAACAGCUUGGGUCAUUGGUACCUCAGUGCAGACUAUGUGGUCUCUAAGGCCAAAACUAUGUGGAAACCUGACCAUAGACCCAUUUGUGCUUGUUCCAGGUUUGGACCUGCUUUCGCUGCCAUAAUAGGAAAGCUUCUGUAUAAGCUUCCAUAAUAGGAAGGCUUUCCACUAGAUUUAGGAGUGUGGCUGUGGGGAUUUGUGUUCAUUCAGCUAUAAGAGCAUUAGUGAGGUCAGGCAACGAUGUUUGGGUGCAGUUGGUGUUCCAGUUCAUCCUAAAGGUGUUCAGUGUGGUUGAGGUCAGGACUCUGUGCAGGCCACUCGAGUUAUUCCACUCCAACUUUGGCAAACCAUGUCUUCAUGGAGCUCGCUUUGUGCGGAGGGGCAUUGUCAUACUGGAACAGCCUCUUAGUUCCAGUGAAGGGAAAUGGUAGCAUUACAGCAUUCAGAGACAUCGUAUACAAUUGUGUGCUUCCAACUUUGCUGUGAUGGACAGGUGUUCGUGUACAGGGUGUCCCAAAAGUCUCCACAAAUAGGGGACUAUGUAGCUACACCAGCACCACGUCGGUUGUCUUAGUCAGUGGAUGUUUGUGGAUGUCCACUUCUCGGUUGGUCAGCAACGCUUCUUGUCUUUUUUAAUUUGUUAAUAAGUUUGGCAACAGUGUUGUGUAUGACGUGCUCGCCAUGUUUCCUGUUAAAGUCCAUCGCAACCUUACGACAGCUUCCCGAUCCAGCUGUGAGAAUGAUUUCAAUCAUCUCUCCCACCGCGUUAUUCUUGGCGGCAAAAGUCGAGGAGCAACCUCGAAAACUUGAACACGUCAUUAAAGUGGCGCACGCCUGUUUAAACCCUCAAGAGCCUCCAUUAGAUACAAAGAGUAAUGCGUACCUCCAGCAAGCUCAAGAGCUGGUGAUACUUGAAACCAUAGUGCUGCAGACUUUAGGAUUUGAAAUAACUAUUGAGCAUCCUCAUACUGAUGUUGUGAAAUGUUCCCAACUAGUGCGAGCAAGCAAGGAUCUGGCACAGACUUCCUAUUUCAUGGCUACCAACAGCCUCCAUCUCACCACGUUCUGCCUGCAGUACAGGCCCACGGUCAUUGCUUGUGUGUGCAUUCACCUAGCCUGCAAGUGGUCUAACUGGGAAAUCCCUGUGUCUACUGAUGGCAAACACUGGUGGGAGUAUGUGGACAAUUCAGUCACACUUGAGCUACUAGAUGAAUUGACACACGAGUUUCUUCAGAUUUUGGAGAAGACUCCCAGUAAGUUAAAGAGGAUUCGAAACUGGCGGGCAACACAAGCCGCCAAGAAACCGAAAACAGACGGCCCGUCAUCAGAGAGCAGCUCUUUUCCCGACUCCUCGUUAGGCCAGGACCACUCGAUGGUAGACGCCGUUUCUGCGAACGCAACCUUUUCCAAACCUUCAACGUCAUUUCCUAUUUCCAGUGGGCUUCCAUUGGACCAUAUUGCCAGCGCUGUGCAAGGCACCUCGUACACUUUCACAGCCCCCAGUGACUGGCCUCAAGACCAAGCACGCGCAGAGUCGUACAUUCUCAAACAGCUUCCACUGCACCCGCACCGGCCUGACAAAAGCGCCGAGUUCACCACUGUCAAACAUGAACACAAGGCCAACAAACACCAAUCUUCCGUGUUACCGCCUCCAGCCACGUCUCAGCCGCAGAAAAUGUCCUUGGAGAAGUACAAGGAGAAGCACGCGGCCGAAAUAGCGGCACAGAAACGCAGGCAAGAGCAGCCGAGCGCGGAAUCCGAGGCCAGAGAUUCAUAUGGGAGCUCCAGCCAGGUGGAGCACCGAAAGCCACAGCAGCCUUAUGCUCACGGGCAGCAGGGCUCGAGCAGCAGCAGUACCUCUACCAGCUCGCCGCUAAAGAUGAAACUGCCCUUAACAGGCCAGGAAAAGGUCCAAGGGGACAAACGGGAGAAGGGGAGCUCGCUAAAGCUUCGCCUUCCUGUCCAGGCUGAGAAAAGUGGAGCAAGUAAGGAGGAGUUGAAGAUGAAGAUCAAGGUUUCCUCAGAGCGCCACAGCUCAUCUGAUGAAGGAGCAAGCAAAAGCAAGCAUUCCAGUCCACUGGUGAGCAAGGAAAAGCAUCGGCACCACCAUAAACAUGGCCACUCCAACCCACACUCGCACAGCGGCAGUGGAUCUGCCCUCAGGAGUCCCAUGACCCUCGGCAGUGAGGGGGCCAGCACAGUCCAGGGCCCGAGCUCUUCACGUAAGAGGCCACACGCCGACGGCAGCCAUAAUCACCACUCAAAAAAGAACAAAAGCUCCAAGCCAGCCGCAGCAGGUGGGCUUCGGCCGUCUCAGCACGCUGCUGAAAGUGGACAAGGAGUCAGCGGAGAGCCGUGGUCCUGAGGGCACUAACGGCCCACGCGCACACUACAAGGACCCGUGCAACAUGCUUGAAUCUUGAAUUACUCUUAAGUGCCCACGGAAUGACCUUGUGAGCCGGUAGAGAAGGAACUCAAGGUUCAUCCUUGAGAGAAAAUAAAAAAAUAAUGUGACAGCAAGAUUAAGAGUGAAAAAUAUAUACUUCCUGAUCUUGUGAUUUUCUUCGCAGCUCGGUUGCGUGCUGCCAUAUUCCAUAUGUGUAAUUGCUGCUUUGUGUUCCAUAUUUCCAAAUGGAUCUCUGCGUGUGUGUGUGUGUGUGUGUGUGCGUGUGUGCGUGUGUGUGUGUGUGUGUGUGUGUGUAUGUGCGGUGUAUGGGGCCAUCUUGCUGCAAAUAAGUUUCUCCACAGGAUAAAAUUAAGAAUACUGUAAGGCAAGAAAGGUGCAAUUUUUCUCCCCGCUUUAUAAUUUAAAUAAUACUAGCCGUAGGACAUUGAAGAAUUCCUGCCCCCUCAUGACCUGACACACGUCCUCGAAUUUGUUUGGACGUGGUCAGUGUUGAGGAGUUAAAAUGACUGAUUUUUUUUUAAGUUGCAUAGUUGUAAACGCGCUACCUUUACGUUGUUUUCUUUUAAAUACCUUGUUUGUACGAUGUGCAUGUUUCAGCCAUCAAAGGGAUAAAGUAGAGCGCUGUUUACAGAGAGUGGAGAUAAAUGUACAUACAUUUUUGUAUGUUUAAGAAAAAAAAAAAAAAAAAAGCUAUACUAUAAAUACUCAGGUUUGGUGCUGCUUGUAUUCCUAUAUAUUGGAGAAGUUUGUGAAUUGCUAUAAGAAUCAGACCUUGUUGAUUCUAAUUGCAGCAUUUGUCGACAUGAGAGCCUGUAUUGCGCAUGGCUGUCAGAAGAGGGCACAGUCCAGCACCGUGCUAGGAAAUCCACCAAUCACCUGGCAUGUUGUCUGAGGCUGUGCAGUUUGUAAUUAAUACAAUUUUUUUUGUGACCUCCAAGAUGAACUUAAGCUGGAUGCCAAAGGCUGUGCCUCAGAAAAAAAGAGAAAUAAAUAUCAAAUAAGGACAAGUAUAGUACUAUGAAGUUUACAUAACCUUUGCUGUGAAGUGCAUUAAAAACCUUUCUUGGCUUGACUCUAUAGCCUACUUGUACAAAGCUGUAAAUCAAUAACAAAUAUGUUUGAAUAAUUAAUGUUGGAUAAGAGCUGACCAGACCUGUUUGAUCAGUGUUCAGUCUUUCAGUGAUCUGUUUCUUCCAUAGAUCUUUUUUUUUUCUUUUCAGUAUAUGCAUUCAGAUUUUUCUUCUGUGUGCAGCAAGCAAUUUGUGAAGUAUUUUACUUUUAGUCACUGAAAUACAGAUGUUUGAGCAAGGCAAGUGCAAAUCUUCACGUUUAGAUUAUUUUGUUCCCAUCCUCAUUUCAUUUAGACUCGCAACAAUAAAUCACAUGGUUUCCACUA
This is a messenger RNA of Ictalurus furcatus (blue catfish), 4187 nucleotides long. It is a transcript of the gene ccnt2a, whose product is annotated as cyclin T2a. The transcript is spliced from 10 exons. Lineage: Eukaryota; Metazoa; Chordata; Actinopteri; Siluriformes; Ictaluridae. Gene Ontology annotation, cellular component: cyclin/CDK positive transcription elongation factor complex; nucleus. Gene Ontology annotation, molecular function: cyclin-dependent protein serine/threonine kinase activator activity. The coding region runs from base 1052 to 2749 and encodes 565 amino acids. Gene Ontology annotation, biological process: positive regulation of DNA-templated transcription, elongation; regulation of transcription by RNA polymerase II. The record is from RefSeq and is a predicted model, not a curated record.